ACCCAACCAGUAGGGGCACACAUGCCUUGUGCGGCUGGUGAGCUGUGCCAACUGCCAGACCAGACGCCAGUAGCCCCUCACGGCCACCAAUGUCACGGAGGGUGUGGCGGCAGACUGCACGGACUGUGUGGGGAACAAGACCAAGAUGCGGAGUACGAAAUCGCCCGCAUCUGCUUUGCAUGCAUUGCCUCCAAGCAAAGGGGUAGUAGUGCCUCGACAGCUGGCAAGGGCAAGCGCAAAGGGUCAGCCACGGAGAGCGGAGACACGGCAAGACCAAAAAAAACGAAACCAGCCAAUCACCCGGACAUGACUGGUUCGCGCACGCGGAUGGACAUCGGCACCAAGAUGGAGAUCCUCCGUCUGCUGGACAAGGGCACGCGGACGCAGAAGUCGAUCGCAGAGCAGUUCAACUGCGGGGAGCGCACGGUGCGUACCGUCAAGGCCGAGCGGGCGAAGAUAGAGAAUCAGGCCGCCAAAACUCGCAGCAGCGCCACCACCAGGAAGAAUUUUUGGGCGGGGGAUUUCCCAGAGGAGAGCUCGGACGACGAAGCGACCGAGGAACCCUCAAGUCAUAUGGCACCUAGGCCGUACGCGGCACUUUCGUCGCACUUCGGGGCUCUGGAGACGGCAGCGGAGGGGAGCGGCAACCGUGACGCCGCUUUCCAUCUACAGAAGGCCAAAAUGGCAAUGAUCGCAGCGCAUGGUUCGAAGGCAGCGAGGCAGACAGACAUGAGGCAAUUUUUGUAGACUCGAUAGGCGCAUGGGGGGAGGCGUCAGUUGAGUGGUUCUCCCGGGUCCGGUGUCGUGUCCGGUUUCAUCCUUGUAUUUUCAACUUUCNGAAGGCAGCGAGGCAGACAGGCAUUAGGCAAUUUUUGUAGACUCGAUAGGCGCAUGGGGGAAGGCGUCAGUUGAGUGGUUCUCCCGGGUCCGGUGUCGUGUCCGGUUUCAUCCUUGUAUUUUCAACUUUCGUGUGCCGUUGUUAGUGUAUCAGGGGGUAGAGAGGUCGGGCUGUUCGAUUUUUUUGGCGACUUUGUGUUUGACGGGUAAGCACCAGUUGGUCAGUUGGUGCAACAUGUGCAUUUUUCGAUGGUUGUUGUGUUGUGCAGAUCGUUGGACUUUUUGCUGUGGGCGUCCUCUCAUUCUGAUCAGGAUUGGCAGUAUUGUUGUC
Ectocarpus sp. CCAP 1310/34 is the source of this 1168-nucleotide messenger RNA. NCBI's taxonomy places the organism in Eukaryota, Phaeophyceae, Ectocarpales, Ectocarpaceae. The record is from the annotation of a GenBank genome assembly.